UAAACUUCACUUCCCAUGAUUCUUCGGUGACGUGUGAAAGGGAAGCUAUGACGUUAAGGUGCUAGUUGGCUUUGAUUAAUUUUUGAUUUCAUCAAAUGAGCAUCUUCCAUUUUUUUACUAGUAGAGCAUUUCGGGAAGUCGGGAACUUUUUGUCGUCAUACAAUCAUCUAGUCGUUGCAAGACUAUAACAAGAAGGAUGUUUUACCGGCCAGCAAUUCAUUAAGAUCGACAAGAAAAACAAUCAAAUGAAAAUUAAUUGCAACUUUACUGACUCCGUCAUGGAAGACAAGGCAAAUGGUUCUCUUGACACCAAAAGCCCAGUGGAGAAUGGCCAGCUUCCAGAUCCAGCCAACUGGGCGGUUGCUGACGUCGUCAAUUACUUUAAAGCUACAGGGUUUGAGGAGCAAGCCACAGCAUUCCAAGAUCAGGAAAUCGAUGGCAAGUCACUGCUCCUGAUGACACGUAAUGACGUGCUAACGGGCCUGUCGAUAAAGCUGGGCCCGGCUCUGAAGAUCUACGAGUAUCAUGUGAAGCCACUGCAAACCCAGCACCUAAAGAGCGACGCUUGUUAGCACGUCAUCAGGCUUUCGCUACUCUAUGCCUCAGUGACAAUCUACAACCCUCGACCAGCUGUCCGUUGGCAGAGACUCCUCUGACUGCAUGGCACCUUAAAACAGGAUGAGUUUGAACAUGUUUUUGGAAGUGUGGACUCCAAACAUUGGUGGCACAUAUGGGGUCUAAUGAGCUGUUUACCUUUUUAGCUGUUCUUAUUUCUGCUGCUUCAAAUUUGUAUUUUGUUUUGUAUUUGUUGUCUUUUUAUUUAAGACAGAUCUUAUUGAAGAUGUUAUUCCAGAAGUGUGAUUUGUGUGUAUGAAUUGUGUUAUAUUUGUGUUUGUCUGUUCGUCAUGAACCACUGAUGGUUUUAAAAAUUGUAUUUGUACAUAAGAUUGCAGUAUAUAUGAUGGGACACUUUGAAAUGGCAGAAAGUACUGAUUCGGUGCUGUUGAAUUUGAAAAAGUCAUGUGUAUGCUCGGCAUUGCACAACUGAGUCCAUGCAUUGCUACUUGGCUGGAAAGUAUUAUGGGAUUUUUAGAUACCUCAAGCAUAACUCAAAAGGUCUUGCUUGGUUCUUUGAAAAUGAAAUGUGUGUUUAAUUAUGAUGUCUCUACUACCUGUGGUGCUUCAACUUGGUUGCAAAGACGACUAAUCAGGUGUAUGUCUGUGUGUGGUAAUUGAUCUUGUGCAACACUGGAGUUUUAAUAUUUUAAAAACUUGCAAUAAAUGGUGCUCUUUUUCUCACCAAAGAACAACACCUGUUUAUUGGUUGUUGCUGCUAAAAUUUAUGUGCUGUAUGGACAUCAGCGAUGUCAUUAUUCCAUAUUUCUGCU
This is a messenger RNA of Corythoichthys intestinalis (scribbled pipefish), 1388 nucleotides long. It is a transcript of the gene samd13, whose product is annotated as sterile alpha motif domain containing 13. Gene Ontology annotation, molecular function: chromatin binding; histone binding. Gene Ontology annotation, biological process: negative regulation of DNA-templated transcription. The transcript is spliced from 5 exons. Gene Ontology annotation, cellular component: nucleus. The record is from RefSeq and is a predicted model, not a curated record. Lineage: Eukaryota; Metazoa; Chordata; Actinopteri; Syngnathiformes; Syngnathidae. The coding region runs from base 246 to 572 and encodes 108 amino acids.